Messenger RNA from Dromiciops gliroides (monito del monte), 9249 nucleotides. It is a transcript of the gene SEMA3D, whose product is annotated as semaphorin 3D. The record is from RefSeq and is a predicted model, not a curated record. Gene Ontology annotation, biological process: positive regulation of cell migration; negative chemotaxis; neural crest cell migration. Lineage: Eukaryota; Metazoa; Chordata; Mammalia; Microbiotheria; Microbiotheriidae. Gene Ontology annotation, molecular function: chemorepellent activity; semaphorin receptor binding.
AUGCUCGGGGCUAGUCCCGGCCCGGCGUUUGAGGGAGCAGCAGCGCCCUCUGCUUUCUGAUUCCGCCUCUGCAGCAGCAGAAGUCGCCCUCCGCUGCCGCUGCUGUAGCAGCCGCCGCGGCUCAGCCUGAGCUGCUCGCUCCAAGGUGGAGGGGGGCCAUCCCACCGGCUCCCAACUUCGGCCUCACGGCUCCCUAGACGCAGUUUACUUCCCCUCGCUCUUGGAAAAUACGGCAGGAAAAGAAAAUUUAAAAAAGAGAGAGCGAAGGCGAGGAAGACCAAAGCCAGUUGAAGAAACUCGAGGAAUAGAAGGGAGAAGUGACUUGCCCAUUGUCCACCAACUGAUUAAAUUAGCAUUGUCCAAGAGGAGGGACGUUUUUAGCCAUGAAUGCCAAAAAGGAUCAAAGAGAAAAAUGUGGAAGCCAAGAUUUACACCCACUGCAUGCCUUUGUGAUGCUAAGUAUAAUUGUGGUGUUACUUCCAGUCAUUGGAACGUCUAAACAAAAUAUUCCAAGACUCAAACUCUCAUACAAAGACUUGCUGCUUUCAAACAGCUGUAUUCCCUUCCUGGGUUCAUCAGAAGGGCUGGAUUUCCAAACCCUGCUGUUAGAUGAGGAGAGGGGCAGGCUGCUGCUUGGAGCAAAGGACCACAUCUUCCUGCUCAGCUUGAUUGACUUAAACAAAAAUUUUAAGAAGAUUUACUGGCCUGCAGCAAAGGAAAGGGUGGAAUUAUGUAAAUUAGCUGGAAAAGAUCCUCAUACAGAGUGUGCAAAUUUCAUCCGAGUACUUCAGUCUUAUAACAGAACUCAUGUUUAUGUAUGUGGGACUGGAGCCUUUCACCCAAUAUGUGGAUACAUUGAUCUUGGAACUCACAAAGAGGAAAUCAUGUUCAAACUGGACACACACAAUCUGGAAUCUGGCAGACUGAAAUGUCCUUUUGAUCCUCAGCAGCCUUUUGCUUCAGUAAUGACAGAUGAGUACCUCUAUGCUGGAACAGCUUCAGACUUUCUCGGCAAAGACACGGCAUUUACACGCUCCCUUGGCCCUACUCACGAUCAUCAUUACAUCAGAACUGACAUUUCAGAACACUAUUGGCUCAAUGGAGCAAAAUUUAUUGGAACUUUUCCCAUACCAGACACAUACAACCAAGAUGAUGAUAAAAUAUAUUUCUUCUUUCGUGAAUCAUCUCAAGAAGGCAGUACCUCUGAUAAAACUAUAUUAUCUCGAGUUGGAAGAGUUUGUAAGAAUGAUGUGGGAGGGCAACGUAGUUUGAUAAACAAAUGGACAACUUUUCUCAAGGCCAGAUUGAUUUGCUCAAUUCCUGGCAAUGAUGGAGCAGACACUCAUUUUGAUGAGCUUCAAGAUAUUUUUUUACUUCCCACAAAAGAUGAAAGAAACCCUGUAGUAUAUGGAGUCUUUACUACAACCAGCUCCAUCUUCAAGGGUUCUGCCGUUUGUGUCUAUAGCAUGGCUGAUAUUAGAGCAGUUUUCAAUGGCCCAUAUGCUCAUAAAGAAAGUGCAGAUCAUCGGUGGGUCCAGUAUGAUGGAAGAAUUCCUUACCCAAGGCCUGGUACAUGUCCAAGCAAAACAUAUGAUCCAUUGAUUAAGUCAACCAGAGAUUUUCCAGAUGAUGUCAUUAGCUUUAUAAAGCGGCAUCCUGUGAUGUAUAAAUCUGUAUACCCUGUGGCGGGAGGACCUACUUUUACUAGAAUUAAUGUGGAUUACAGAUUGACACAGAUUGUGGUGGAUCAUGUUAUUGCAGAAGAUGGCCAAUAUGAUGUAAUGUUUCUAGGAACAGAUAUUGGAACCGUACUGAAAGUUGUCAGCAUUGCAAAGGAGAAGUGGGAUAUGGAAGAGGUAGUACUGGAAGAGCUGCAGGUAUUCAAGAAUCCAUCAUUAAUCUUGAACAUGGAGAUAUCUUUGAAACAACAACAAUUGUACAUUGGUUCCCGGGAUGGAUUGGUUCAGCUCUCUCUGCACAGAUGUGAUACGUAUGGGAAGGCCUGUGCAGACUGUUGCCUUGCCAGAGAUCCCUACUGUGCUUGGGAUGGAAAUGCAUGUUCUCGGUAUGCACCAACUUCCAAAAGGCGAGCUAGGCGGCAAGAUGUAAAAUAUGGAGACCCCAUCACUCAAUGCUGGGACGUAGAAGACAGCAUUAGUCAUGAAACUGCUGAUGAAAAGGUGAUUUUUGGCAUUGAAUUUAAUUCAACCUUUCUGGAAUGUAUUCCUAAAUCCCAGCAAGCAUCUAUUAAGUGGUAUAUCCAGCGAUCUGGAGAAGAACAUCGAGAGGAGCUGAAACCUGAUGAAAGGGUCAUCAAAACUGAAUAUGGGCUGCUGAUUCGCAGUUUGCAGAAGAAGGACUCUGGGAUGUACUACUGCAAGGCCCAGGAGCACACAUUCAUCCACACCAUCGUGAAACUGACUUUGAAUGUCAUAGAGAAUGAACAAAUGGAAAAUACUCAGAAAGCAGAACACGAGGAGGGACGGGGCAAGGAUCUGCUGGCUGAGUCCCGUCUGAGGUACAAAGACUACAUGCAAAUCCUCAGCAGCCCCAACUUCAGCCUGGACCAGUACUGUGAACAGAUGUGGCACCGGGAAAAACGGAGGCAGAGAAACAAAGGGGGCGCUAAAUGGAAGCACGUGCAGGAGAUGAAAAAAAAGCGAAAUCGUCGGCAUCACAAGGACCCAGAGCAGCUUCCUAGAGUUGUAGCCACGUAGUCUUUCCUCUUUAUCUUAAAGCAGUGACACUCUUACCUGCAAAAGAAAAAAAAUACUGUGUUCUAUCCUUCAUACUUGUGCAUAGUCUCUCUUCAAGGAGAUUAGCUAAUGCACAAUAACAGUAACCUGGAUGAAGCUAAAAUGGGAAAUACAGGUGCCUGAGGGGAAUUGAAUAAUUUAAAACCAUUUUGUUCUGAACUGACAUGAUAAAUUCAAGCGUCCAGAAACCCUGAUGAAAUUGGGAGUUUCUUUUUUUAAUGUGGUUUUUUUUUUUCCCUCCUAGCUAGUUUGGUGUUUUAUUUAAUUAGGUCAUAAAGUGAGCUAAGCAGAGGUCCAGUUGAAUCACUGUCACAUUUAUAGUGGUUCAUUUUCCUUGGAUAUCCUUUAAAUAUGUUGGUUUACUGUGCAUCAGUGCUAUGUUGUUGUGAACAAUUCAUUCCACUCUUGAGCUAGCUAUGUCAUGAUGGUGAGUGGAAUGAUUGCACAGCACACAAUCAUUCGCAUUAUCAAUGAGAUCUUCCCAGUGAGUCAGGCACUGCUGGAGCAUAUGUUAGGGAUUUAGGAAGGUGCAUUAAUUCUUCCAGGACACAGAGGUUUCAUUUAGUGCACUGGAGCUCUGAUUUACUAAAUGACAUAAAUAUACCUCCCAGGAUUCCUAGAGAAGAGCCAGGAAGAUAUGUGAUUUUAGAACAUAUGUUUGUGUAUAUAGGGACGGAAUAGUUGAGGAACUGUCAGGACACAAGGUGCUAGCUAUUUAAUAAAAUAAGAGAAUAAAUGUGAAAUAUCAGAUAAAAGAAAAACAUUAAAUUAUCUCCAAUUCUCUAUUGUGUAGGCAUACAAAUGGGAUUUGCAAGACAACAGAGAAAAAUACAACCAUAAAUUUUUGGCUUCAGGGAAUAUCCAUUUCCCCAUAAAAAAAAGAACAAUCACAAAUUAAAUGGGAGAAAUGUAAUGGAGCUUUAUUCACUAGGGCAUAAGUAGUUGCCAAUUUGUAAUCCAUCUGCUAAAAUGAAAUUUAAAGUAAAACAAACUGCCAGCAUGAUACUGAAGAGUACAUCAUCUAGGUGAUUAUGGGAAGGAAGAACACAAAUUUUAUUAACAAACAAUGGGAUUCCAGUGUACAUUUUCCUCCAUUUCUCUAAGCAUUUACCAUUCUCUGCUCAUUAUUUCCACUUAUUGCAACAGUUCUCCCUUUUAUCCCUUCUUUAGGUUAGGUUAUAUUUAAAAGUAAGCAAAUACAAAAAAAUUCAAAAGAUGAUAGUGGAAGAUGAGCUAAAUAUCUGGUGGUUGGCUGAACCAAUGCACAAAAUAAUAAUGAACGGAAAGGGUUAAGAUAACUCUUUGACUUUUUUUUCUUCUACAGUGGCCUUUUGUAUUUGGAAUUAUGUAUUAUAAUUCAAGCAGAAUUGUCCUAAUUUUUCCUUUAUAAUAAAUAAAAUGUCCACGUAUAGAUAAGUAGAAUGAUGUUUGAGAUGAGCAGGUUUUAAUGUUUGCAAAAGCUUUCUUUUAAACUCUCCUUUCUGCUUUCCUUUUUGAAAAUGAAUAUAUGCACAUGACUUUUUGUGCAGGGCAUACUUUUUCCUCUCCUAAUUCACAACCACCCUUAGCCAGCCUUCCUCUGUUUUGCUUUUUCACGCCUUUUUGAGUGUGAAAUGAAAAAUUAGCUACUUCCUUCCAUGGAAUAAGGCUUUGAAUGAAUACCCAAAUGACAGACUUUGCUUCUUUCUCGUACAUUUGACAUAUUUGAAGAGGAAGCCCGUGGGAAAGCUAUAUGAUUUGAGGGCAUCUCAUGAAGACUUGAACCUACAGUCUAUAAUUUUGGCUCUAUGCUCAGGACAUUUUCUCUAUCUCACCAUCAUUUCAGUCCUUGCUGAUCUAUCUCAUAUUUACCAUGCCUUUGUUCAUGCAAAAGUUCACAUAUUGCAUUUUGAUGCAUAUCCUCACAUAUUUAUGGAUGUGUUCAAUGUAGCCUAUUUUUAUAGCCAAACUCAGAAAUAGAAGAAAACCAAAAUAAAUUAUCCCUUAUAGUUACAAAAAAAAACAAAGGUGAUCACAUCAAAGAAUAUCUGUUAACUAAUUUCAUAAGAAGGUUUUUUGUAAUUGAUGAAUUUCUUGUUUCAAGUUCUCAUGAGUCACUUCUAGGCCAAAAGCAAACAUGAUAAUUGAAUUUUUUAGAUAUAUCAAUAUCGUUUAUUGACAACAGUAAUUAAAAUUGUACAUGGCCAUAAGAAAUAUAUCUUUAAAUAUUAAGGUUAAAUAAAUUCAGUUUUUUAGUUAAUUUGGCUUAAUUCAGAAAGAGAAGCUAUCUUAAUCCUUAAAAUCAUAGAAUCUUUAAUUCUGGCUAAAUAUUCAUGAGGGCAUUUUCUCAAAAUGGCCAGAAUGAGAAAUUGUUCAUUAGGAUAUAAGGAAUAAAAAGGUUCCAAAUGUAUUCAUUUCUGGUGGCUAGUCAAAAUACACUGGAAGUGUGAUAAGUAAAAUAUAAAUGCCACAUGAUAUAUAAUCAUCAACUCAUUGUUUAUAGAAACUUUAAGGCUAAUGAGAUGAUCUAUCAAAGAAUACUGAAUUUUGCCAACACUAGUUGGGUUCAAACGUGAUAACAUGUAUAUAUGUAAUAUGUUUAUGUGUGCAUAUAGACAGGUAGAUAUGAUUAAAUGUCUUCACCCUUUGAUUAUCUAAAAAAGGUAUAAAUGAUUUCUUUUAAUACAUAGAACUUAUGGCAGCAAAUAUCCUUUACCACCAAACAUUUCCUUAGAGCUACUAUCAAACAGCUUAACCAAUCAAUCUAUAAUUUUACCUCCUUUUCCUUCUUCUAAAACUUUAGUCCCUGUCAAGCAAUGAAAUAUACAAAUAUGAACGGAAAGGGGAAGAAGCAGCAAUAUCACAAAACUCCACAAUUAAUUGACCAAAAUUAAUGUGGUUUUGAUAUGCCUUUUAAGUAUUCCUCUGAUGCUCAGCAGAGCCUGGGAGGUGGCAAUGAGUUUUCAAAGGGGGUGUCUAAAAUCACACAUUCUUGAAGGUUGGACCAAAUUGGAAAAACUUUGAGUACAAGCUUGGCUGAUGAUGACUUGCAUAUCUGUUGUCUGAGAGUGGCACUGGGCUAAGUUUGGAGAUGAUUAUCAUCAAGGUUAGCCAUAAGGUAUGAGGGGGAGGACUGUAGUAAGUCAUAAGGCAGAAAACUAAGACAAGGAAACAUUCUAAUCUGCAUGGGGAGAGGAGCAUCCCCAUCUAUGAAAUUAUGGACACAAAGUAAAUAUAGACUUCUAAUUUGAAAUUCUAAGAAAUAGUGUUUUUCUAGACCAUAAACUACUUUUGUGUGUGUGAUCACCAUAAUGUUUAUUUUGUAUUCUUCACAAUAAGGCACAUUUCUAGUCAUAGUCAUGGGGUAAUAAAUAAAUAUUUGUAGAUUGGGAAGUAAUUGUAGAAGAGUGUACAUUUCUUUAGUCUCUUCACAAUACCCUCACAACUAGUUGGACAUUUUUUUUUAACUGGUUUACUUACAUUUUCAAAACAAUUCUGGCUUUGUUACUUCCUACUUAUAUUGCCAUGGGAAAUUUCAUCUUUGAGUCUUCUUUUCUUUAUUGGUAAAAUGGACUAGGUGACCUUUAAGGUCCCUAUCAGCUCUGCAUUUAUUAUCCCAUUUGUCCCAGUUCAACUGAAUCUGUUAACCCAAUUUACUGUAUUAAGACACUAAAUUACACACAUACUUAAAGCAAUUCUAACACCUAUUUUCUCUAUAAAAUUUCAUAUUCAAAUCUUCCCAAAUACAAAAAGAAAAAAAGUCUUAAUCUACAACUCUUGUUGUUUUUUAAUGGUAAUUUAAUAUAGUGCUUUCGGAUUUAGAAAGGACAUGUUUCAAAUGAAAGUCAAAGGAGAGGGUGAAUUAUUAGUUCCAUUUUACAGAUGAGUAAAUAGAGACUCAGAAAGGUCUAAGAAGAAACUCAAAUUCUGGUCUUAAAUUCAGGUCUCCUGAUCUCAAGUCCAGUGUCUUCUCUGCUUUACUAUGUCAAACUUCCCUUUCUAGUAAGCAUUCAUUAUCACAGGAUAGCAUGUGACCUUGGGGGAUGCAACUUAAUCUCCAUUCUAGGGAUUUUCAAACUUUUUGGUCUCAAGACCCCUUUCCACCCUUAAAAUUAUUAAGGAUUCUACCAAAGAAUUUUUGUUUAUGUCAUUUAUAUCUGUUGAUAUCUACCAUAUUAGAAAUUGAAAUAUCUUAAUAUUAUUAUAGAAAGUUUUGACUUUCUGUACCUUGCUGAAAUGGUUGGGGUUGGGGUUGGGGUGAGGGUCCCUAGGCUAUACUUUGAGAACUCCCACUCUAUAUCAUUAUCUUCCACAGCAUUGUCCUAGACCCUAGAAGGACAUUUAAUCAAAGUUAAAUAAAGAAAAUCAAUUACAAAAUGUUAAAUGAUGAUAAAAACUUAUUAGAUGCCAAUACCAGUGAGCUGGGCCAUGAGAAUCAUCCAGUCCCAGCUCUAAUACAUGCUACCAUUUUACUAUUUUAGGUUAAUAAGCUAAGGACCUAAUUGUGUUGUAAACACAAUAGUUAGGAGUAAACAACUACCAUAGAAUCUUGAUUCCCAUCUGGUGCUAUGCUGGCAAUAAAAGAAGCACAGGAUUGUUUGGGGCUCCUAUCCAAUGUGGUGUGUUUAUGUCCAUGUUAGAUCUCACAGCAGUAUUAUCAACAUACUCUAUUUUAAAUAUUGACUAUAGACUCUCACAAGGACCCUGAAGAUAGUUUUAAUAUGCAAGAGAAGGACUAUUUGUGUUUUUCUGUGUAGAUUACACAUAUGUUUAGCAUUUGGGACAAUGUAAAUCUCAAAUAGAAGCUGCUGAAAAAUAUUUCAGGUCCAAGUGAUUAUUUAGUAAGAUAAUGUAAAACAUAACAGAUAUUUAGUAGGUCAUGAAACAAAACCAAUGCUUCUUGUAAAUUGGGAAAUCUGUAAAAGCCUUAAGUCAUGUGACAUUUUAAAUAAGCACUCAUGUAGAUAUCUUCAGUCAGUAAGUAAUAUUCACAAAAUGUAAUAAGUAUAUGUUGUAAAUUAUUUUAGGUCACACUAUAUUGGCAAAAGUGAAUAAAUUAUUGAAGGUGAAAUGCAUAUCAAUGAUGAGAUUUCAAAAUUAAAAUGCCAUUUGCCCUUAUUUUUGUGUAAUAUUGAAAUAAGUAAAAAAUUUUAAUAAGAGCCCUUGGGUUUUUUGCUUCGUGAAUUUAACAUGUUCCAGGUAAUUUUUAUAACAUUUGAGAGCCAUUAGUUAAUAAUUCCAAAAACUGCAUAUCAGCAAAAACAUUUCUCUUUUCUUAGACAAGGGCCAUGCAAGCAUAUCUAGAUUCAUUGUUGGAGUUUCAUACUUUCCCCCUUGUACUUUCCUGCUUUUACAUUUUCUUGCUUCUCUUAUUCACAUAACUUAUGCUGCUAAGUGGCAUCUUGCCCAAGACUUUUUAGAAUCAGUGUGCACUCAAUUUAGGGAAUUUUAUAAAGACAGCUCAGAAAAGACACUGUCAGGAUUUGAAUUUAUGUGGUACUUUUGUUCUGAGAAACUCAAAGCACAAUGCUUAACACAAUUUUAAAACAUUCCUGAUAAGUAGCCAGAAUUGUCUUUAAGAUGGGUAAGCCAUGAUACAAAGAUUGAGGGAUCCGACACAGUUACAUCAUUUGUGCCAGAGUUAAGACAUCUGGCUAUUUGCUAAAUAAUAUAGACUAUAAGGACUUGCCUCAUAAGUCUCUCCUGGAGCCCUUAAAAGUGUGUCCCAUAAGGCAUUGCAGGCUUAAUAUUUAGUAAUUUAUUAGGGACAUAACUUUAAAGAUAACACUUUGUAAAUGCCCUUUUAUCCAUCAUCAAAAAUAAACUAUUCAACAUCUAUUAAUGCCAUUUGACUCAUCAAAAUAACACAUUAAUAAAGCAUUUUGAUGUUUACAAAGUAUGAAAGAAAUUGAAACACAAUUACUAGACCAGAUUUCUAAUGCUUAAAUAAUAUUUGAGGUAUCACAAUAAAGUCACAUUUAUGCUUAAAUGACACUGCCAUUCAACUGUUCAAUUUUCAUGGGCAAAGAUGGUUUUCCCUCCAUUCCAAUAAAUUACUAAAACACAUGUAUGUUUUGGUAUUGUACAUUUCUGGUUUUUUUCUCCUUGGGGUACAUGCCUGGUAAUGGGUCCUCCAGGUCAAAAGUCAUUAGAUACUUUUUUCUUUUUUUAGCGUGGUCCCAAGGUAUAUUUUGAUGGAGAGAAAGAAAAUGUUUUAAGUUUCUCUGAUUCCAUUUUGGAACAAAUCACAGACAAAAAAGAAAGUCAGAAAACAAAAGGAAUACCUCAUAUGUGAUGUCUUUUGUAGGAAUAAAUAUUUAUAGAACAAUUUGAGGUAAAUAUUUGCUGGGGGAGGGUCUAGGAUCUGUAAGUUAUAACUAAUCAUGUAACAUAAUUCCUGCAUUUUAAGUGGUUUACAAUGUUUUGUACUUUUGCUAUCUUAACAAAAUGCAAAUCUUGUAGUCUUAAAAAGAAUCAAAACUGUUGGAUAUCAAUUUUGGUUGUAUCAUAAUAA